AGAAGCAGCAGCAGAGGAGAGGAGAAGAAAACUUUAGCUGGAGUUUGUUUGAGCCUCCACCCGCUCCUCCCUCUGCCCCACACCUCCAGUCCACAGCAGCGCUGAUCUGGAUUAGAACAGAUCCACUUUGUGUUCGUGUCAGCCGGCUGCUCCGUGGACUGUGCGCUCCUGCACGCGAGGAUCUAGUUGGUUCUUUUCUUCUUCCUCUUCUCCUUUCUCCGUUUUCCCCCCUCCCCGCUGUACUUGCGUCAUGACUUCUAGCUAUGCACAUGUAAUGGACAGCAGGCAAGCGACGAUAUCAAACCGUCUGGAGAGCCCGAUCACAUCUAACCUGGACAGCCUGCAAGCCAAAAAGAACUUCUCUGUGAGCCACCUGUUGGAUCUGGAGGAGGCCGGGGAAAUGGUGGGCAACCAGGCCGACGACAGCGUUGGGGAGGCGGGGAGGAAUAUGCUGGAGUCCCCGGGGCUGACCAGCGGGAGCGACACCACCCAGCAGGAGAAUGAACAGAUGAACACGGAGGAGAAGAAGAAGAGGAAGCAGCGCAGGAACAGGACCACCUUUAACAGCAGCCAGCUCCAGGCUCUGGAGAGAGUGUUUGAGAGGACACACUACCCCGACGCCUUCGUCAGAGAGGACCUCGCCCGCCGGGUCAACCUCACCGAGGCCAGAGUCCAGGUGUGGUUCCAGAACAGGAGAGCUAAGUUCCGCAGGAACGAGCGCGCCAUGCUGGCCAGCAAAAACGCCUCACUUCUCAAGUCCUACUCCGGGGACGUGACGGCUGUGGAGCAACCCAUCGUACCACGCCCCGCGCCACGCCCCAAUGACUAUUUGUCCUGGGGCAGUGCUGCCCCCUACAGCUGGUAUCCAAUGCCGGAGGGGGGGCCAGUGCGAGUGCCACAGAAAAUGCUGCCCUCAGAGAACAACGCCAUGGCCACUUACCCGCCCACCUGCUCCAACACAAACACAUCACAGGGAAUGAACAUGGCCAACAGCAUCGCCAACCUGCGGCUCAAAGCCAAGGAAUACAGCUUGAACCAAGUGCCCACGGUCAACUGAGGGGAGCGCUAUAGGCUGGGGUCGGACAGGUCAGCACAGUCACACCCCAGUCGCAUCCCUGGAUCACACGUCUCCUCUCCUUCCCAGAGCAGCCUUGAUGGCGCACGACUACACUUAUAUGCAAAAAUGAAGGACACCUUCAAGUGGUGCUGGGAUUUUCAUUUUCUCCAUCCUGAGCAUCACCGAACUGUUUGUACAAAAAAAGGCCAUCUAGUUUGGAUGUUGUAGCCGAAUAUCUGCAUUGUGUUACAUUUGUGAUUGUGACUGAAACGGAAGUUUCUCCGAGAUCGUUUCCCUUUUUUAAUCUGAGAUCUUUGUCUCGACGGAGACUCACAGAGACUCACGGACCGCAUGGAGCUUCUUUGUCCCUUUGGCUGUGGUGGAUGAAAUGACACACCCAAACUGGGAUGAUCAACACUUUUUAUUUCUUUUGUUUUUUUCAACAAGGACAUUUCUCUGACAUUUAUGCAAUUUUUUUAAAAUAGUUUUUUCACACUUCUUUCCAUGUUAUACCACUGACAUGCAAACAAUUUUUCGAUGCAUUUUUCAUAUAAUAGUCCAGUAUAAAGGAGAGGCUAAUGUAUUUCUGAAACCAAAACCAGUAGAUUCUCCUUAUUAUAUGAUAACCUUAAUCUGUACCAGAAUAAAAACUUGUAUAUUAAUAAUAAUAAAAAAAACAAAAACAUUUCAAGCAAGUGUCCGAUUCACCAGAUUUCUCAUCUACGUCCUCAAAAGAACUUUGAAUGUGAAUCUUUAUGGUUAUAAGAGAAAUUUAGAUCGCUGCAGUGAAGUCAGGCCUGAAGUGGGCUUCAGAAAACACAAAGACAUAAGUGUGUUUAUAGUUCAGACCACUUGGAAAGCAAAAUGAUCUUGGACCUCGUGCACGGCCCAUAAAAAGAGAGAUUUACAGCUCGAGAACAGAUUCUCCUUCAAAGAAACCUCAAGCUGUUCUUGCUUUGUGUGCUUUCUCUUUUUCUUGAUUACCGCAACUUGAAAUUUCCAUCUUAAAAACAGGAUAUUUAUGAGCAGGGAAAUCCUCUCCUUAAUAUGGAGGGGCCCCCCGGGCCUCAUUUAACUCUGCGGCUGUCAAACAAGGUGUUUCUUCUCCUCGGCCCCUCAUAACCUUAACCGUCAGCAAACACAUGUAGACAGUUGUCCUCGCACGGCGCACCGCGGCAAUAAAAGCGGGCCGGUAGGAAAUGGCUGCUGAUUUUUGUGUUGUUCUGCUUUUUUGGGAGACUUUAAGGGCAAAGUGCGCUCAUGACCUGAGGAACUGUUGUCAAUCAUAACUCACAACUACCAGACAAAGGUUAUCACAGUUAAAAAACUCUUUAUUUUUUUUAUUUUGAGUUAACAUAACAUCAAAUUGAUGUUGAUCAUAUUUGCAUUUAUUUUAUUGGCAUUAAAAAUGACCAUUAUUCAGUAAACCUCUCUGCUCUCUACUCACAUGUUUUCUUUAACCCUCACAUUUUCUGUUUUAGCCACUUGUUUAGUUUAAAGUUUAACAUUUGAAAUGGUUUAUUCCUGAUUUACGACUAACUUUGACAUGCAGCGAGCACGUGAAAGGUCUGUGAUUCUGAGAAAAAUCUUUCUUUUGCAGUUUUUGUAAUGAGCAUGGAGAACGUAGGAGACUGUCGUCCUUUUCUUAUGUUCAGUUGGAUGUUUGUCCUUUUACGAGCGCUUCUUUAAAUCACACACUUUCCUCACUCGCUCACUUUUCACCCCCACAUUUAAAAAAAGUGAUAUUUGUGUUUUUCCGUCGGUGUAUUUCCUGCUACUGAUACCUGACUGUGGUAUGUCCAGUGUCAGAGCCCUGUCCCCCCUCUCCCCUGCCAGGCGCCCGCUCUCACCUUUCAAGGCCGGGGCCUGGGUUGACCUGAAGUGAUUCCAGAUGUGGAGAUCAUUUUGACCCCCCUACCCUCCUCCUCCUCCUCCUCCUCCUCCACUGUUCACCCCCAGGCCCUGGCCAGCCACUCCAUCAGUGCUGACAGCGUCCCCUCGGACAGCGUCUCUCCACACCAGAGCACAGGACACACAAGGCAACUCCCCCGCCACCACUCACCACACCCCCCGCCCCACACCCCCCUCCUCCUCGCCCUCACCCACUCACCCCCAUCCUCAUGCAGCUGCACAUCUGGAGCUCAUUACAGAGGAGACAGUGAGAGCGAGGGAGGGGCGGGGAGUCUGAGAGCAGAGUAUAUAGCGAGAGCGGGAAAGAGCAUUUCUUAACCCUUCUCCCCUUAAAACAUCCACAUUUUCCCCCUCUUUUAUCCCCUUUUUUCUUUCUUUCUUUCUUUCUUUCUUUCUCAACAUUUGCUUUCGACACUCCCCUCCUUUUGAUUUCUCGCUCCUCCCUGCCUCCCCCCCGUCUGCAGUCAUCAUUGUCCUGCUGUCAGUGCCACAUGAUCACAAAUACUUUAUUAAUGAGUGGUUUUGGAAAAGAGCGCAGUGGGAGAAAGAAAGAAAAAAGAAAAAGAAAAAAGCCGGAGAAGAAGGAGAAAAUCUCCGAGCAGUCUGAGUGAAAUACUGCACAGCUGUUAACAGUGUGUGGUUUGGGUGAACAACCAAAAGAAUGUCCCGAGAUGUGGAGUUUCCACGCAAAGUCAAGUUGACUGAGAGGUUGCACUGUUUGUGUGAUUAAGUCACUAUUAUUACACACUUCUCAUAAACACAGAUGCAAGGCUCCACACACACACUCUGCGUCGGAUUGGAAAUGAAACAUAAUGAACUCCAAUCUCGUCAACCAUCGCCGACAUGUGCGUGUUUUUUUAUUUAUUACCUCUCCUUCUCCAUUCUUCACAAACUGAGACAAUCUGGCCGCUUUUCAUGUGAAAAUAAAUGAUGUUUGCCUUUUAUGAUUAGUUUUGGGAGUUUACAUAUUAUUGCACAAUGGUUUAAUGGCCCUGAGAAGUCAUUAAAUCCGCCGCGUCAGCCUCAUGAUAUCACAACACGAUGGGUCAUAUGAUGACAGACGGGGCGAGGAAGGAACCCAGAAUGUCGAAGAAUGACUCUCACGUUGGAUGUUUGUGCAGCGUCAGUGCGCGGAGCCAAGAAAUAACAGAAAUAGCACGAGCUUUAUGUGGCAAAGCCUCAGAGUGCUUCAAACGGAGCGCUUGUCAGCUCGUCAAAAUUCCACUCUUUCAGAUUUCAGUACUGGCUGUUUGACAGUUUAUUUAACUCCAUAUAAGAUCUGAUCCAACAAGCCAGAAGUUAAUUCUCCCGAAAAAGCAUCAUUUUCAGUUGUAUGUUCUGAUGUUAUUCAGGUUUUCAGGGUGUUUUUUGGUCAUGUAUGCAACAAUGUGUUUCACCUGGGUCACACGGCCACACAGUGGCUAGCAUUGUUGCCUCAAAGCAAGAAGGUUAUCUGUUUGAAUCCCAGGGUGUUUCACCCUACAGUAGGUCAGCUGAGCUGGGAUUGGCCACUGUCUUCAAGGGUCUUCAUCUCUACACAAAUAUGGGAUGGACUGCAGUGAACAUGCAGGAUUCCUUAUUAACUCUCCUUUAGUCUCAUCACCAUGAACUUUGUUGAAUGAAAUGACAGAAAUACAAGUUGGAUUGCUGUGGAAUUAGUUGCAAUCUUUUCAUUUGAACAUAGGUUUUCAGAGUGGGAGCUGGAAGAGUCUUAAAGAACGGAUGUGAAAAAAUGAUUCACUGAUUAUUAGCUAAGUACGAAAUCGUACGGAAGAGAUUUGAGUGUUUUUUUUUUGUUUUUUUUAAACAGUUAGAAAAAGCUCUCUGAUAUUUAAGCUUCAUAAAUGUGCAAAGAAAUAACAAAGAAAGUGACCAAACAACAUCGCUUCGAGGUUAGGGAAACAUUUUUUUAUAAAACAAUUAGACAGAUUAAUCAUAGUAAUUAAAAUAAUUGUUAGAAUAAAUCCACUAUUUGUUUUGUGUGUGUGUGUGUGUGUAAUGUGGUUGAGCGCAUGACAUCUACAGUUUAUUUUGAAAGAUUUGUACUUUUCCCAAUUAUCUGUGAAUCCCAAACAUGAUGUCUGACUUUCUAUUAAACAGCAAUACUGUGUUAUCUGCA
This is a messenger RNA of Solea solea (common sole), 5087 nucleotides long. RefSeq names its product paired related homeobox 1b (gene prrx1b). The record is from RefSeq and is a predicted model, not a curated record. Lineage: Eukaryota; Metazoa; Chordata; Actinopteri; Pleuronectiformes; Soleidae. Gene Ontology annotation, molecular function: DNA-binding transcription factor activity, RNA polymerase II-specific; DNA binding. The transcript has 5 exons. Gene Ontology annotation, biological process: regulation of DNA-templated transcription. Bases 251 to 1057 code for a protein of 268 amino acids.